AGUAACCCUACCUAUGUAUUUCAGCGAGGCCGUGCCAGGGGGGGCUUGCAGCGCUGCCUUCUGGUCUGGUGAGAGAGGCGCUUCCGGCCUCAACUACUGAACCCGGUUCUCCAAGGCCACGCCGGAGCAAACAGGGUUGCGGCGUGACAGGUGACAAUGAAGAGGUCGCAGAGCCCGGGGACGUCGUCCGACUUCUCCCUGGAGACGGAUGACCGCACGGAAGAGGAGAGGUUGCUGGCUAAACCGGUCAACAAGGACGGUCUGGUGUCUGCGCUGAACAUGGGCAGCAUGGGCAGGCCCGAAGCCCCCAUGGACACCAACUACCAGGAGGAGAUGGAAAAGGCCAAGCCCAAGAUGAAGUUCGAUCUCACCUUUGACAAAAAAAUUCGAGGUUUGGAGGACAGCGAAGACGGGCAAGCUGACAGGAGAUACGACAUCAACAGGCUGUUUGAAGCGGUGGCCAAUGGGAAUAUCGGGGAGCUCGAGGGCCUGCAUCAGUACCUGCGUCAGAACAUGAAGAAACUCAGCAACUUGGAGUAUCAGUCCUACGGCAAAAAUGCUCUGAUGAAGGCUCUUUUGAAUCUCCGAGAUGGGAAGAACGAGGCAGUGGAAUUUCUCCUUGACAUUUCCGAGCGGAUGGGGGACAUCAAAGGGUUUGUGAACGCAGCCUACACUGACAACUACUACAAAGGCCAGACAGCUCUUCACAUUGCAAUUGAGAGGAGGAGCAGCUAUUAUGUCCAGCUGCUGGUCAGUAAAGGGGCAGACGUCCACGCCAAAGCCUCUGGGAAAUUCUUCCAGCAGCACGACGGCCCCAGUUUCUACUUUGGUGAGCUCCCUCUCUCUCUGGCAGCCUGCACCAACCAGCCACAGGUGGUGGACUUCCUAAUGGAGAAUAAGUCCCCGAGGGUGGAUAUUCAGCAGACGGACUCGCAGGGUAACAUGGUGCUGCACGCCCUGGUGGCGGUGGCUGACAACACUAGGGAAAGUACCGACUUUAUUACCAGAAUGUAUGACCAUAUCCUGACCGCCGCUGCAAGGAUCCAUCCAGAUUUGAGGCUGGAGGACAUGGUGAAUAAUCAGGGGCUGACGCCUCUCAAACUAGCUGCCAAGACCGGCAAGAUUGGGAUCUUUGAACACAUUCUGCAUCGGGAGUUUCAAGAGAGUCACACCAAACACUUGUCCCGCAAGUUCACAGAAUGGGUGUAUGGGCCCAUCCACUGCUCCCUUUAUGACCUGGCCUGUCUGGACUCAUAUGAAGAUAACUCCGUCCUGGAGAUACUAGUGUAUGGCAGUGACACACCUAAUCGUCACAAGAUGCUCCAGAUUGAGCCCCUGACCAGGCUGCUGGAGGAAAAGUGGAGCAGGUUUGCCGGGCGACUCUUCUUCUUUAGCUUCCUGGUCUACAUCCUGUACCUCUCUGUCUUCACUGCCGUCGCCUACAACAAGAACACGGAUGAGCCACCGUUCAGCAUCAAGCACAGCGCAGAGGGUUACCUGUACCUGGCCGGUCAGCUGCUGACAGCCCUGGCAUCCUGCUACUUCUUUAUCAGAGGGAUUUCAGACAUGAGGAGAAAGCGACUGAAGCUGCAGACGUUGCUGAUCGACGGCUAUUUUGAGGUUCUUUUUUUUACACAGGCCGUCUUGUUCCUACUCUCGGCGGUGCUCUACUGCUGCGGGAGGCAUGAGUACCUUGGCUUCCUGGUGUUGAGUCUUGCUCUGAGCUGGGUCAACCUGCUCUACUUCUCCAGAGGCCACAGACACAUGGGCAUCUACAGCGUCAUGAUACAGAAGAUGAUCCUUGGUGAUAUCCUGCGCUUCCUCUUUGUUUACAUUGUCUUCUUGUUUGGAUUUUCAGCAGCGGUGGUGACCCUGUUCUCCGAUUCCCCUGUGAACAACACAACCAGCCAUGAGGGUCACAAGGAGCCAGGCGUCUGUGGGCCUUGCGACCCUGAAGAGCCAAGGCACGGCCAAAAAUCCACCUUCAGAAACAUCUCCUAUACCACCCUGGAGCUCUUCAAAUUUACCAUUGGUAUGGGUGACCUGGAGUUCACUGAGAGGUACCAGUACAAGGAGGUGUUCUACAUGCUCGUCAUCACCUACAUCAUCCUCACUUAUAUCCUACUGCUCAACAUGCUCAUUGCCCUCAUGAGCCGCACUGUGGAGAAGAUCACCCUGGAGAGCACCAGCAUCUGGAAACUACAGAGGGCAAUCACUAUCUUGGAUCUGGAGAAGUGGCUUCCUCACUGCAUGAGAAAGAGGUUUCGCUCCGGGGUGGAGAAGCCACUAGACGGCACAGCUGGACUUGACCGGCGCUGGUGCUUCAGAGUGGAGGAAGUCAACUGGAACAAGUGGAACAUCAACCUGGGCAUAAUCAACGAGAAUCCCGGCGACUGGCUCCUACUGCCCAGCUCACACGUUCUGCAGGAUGCAGGGAGGCGCUGGGGAGGCUUCUUGCGGGAAGUCAGUCGGCGGGCCAGGCACCGCCAGCAGAGCCGGCAGGGCACGGAGAUGACGACGCCUGCGUCCGCCACUCCGGUCUAAAACAACGACACAAGAAACGACAGAGAACCUCACGCGCGGCCAUUUUCUUACCUGCCGGUUGACCUGCGCGAUUUCAUCCCAACCCAGUAUCCUGUUAGUCUCUCAUGUAACACCACGUGGUGGAUUGCAGGUUUUGACUUUUCAACUCAUUCGUCAGCGUGACUCUACAUCAAGCUGAAAUAAAGUAUUGCUGUGAUGUCGGAACAACAUAAGAUAAAUGCAGUUGGU
Molecule: messenger RNA, 2772 nt
Organism: Lampris incognitus (smalleye Pacific opah)
Lineage: Eukaryota; Metazoa; Chordata; Actinopteri; Lampriformes; Lampridae
Gene: trpv1
Product: transient receptor potential cation channel, subfamily V, member 1
Exons: 17
Coding region: 157-2544 (795 amino acids)
Biological process (GO): calcium ion import across plasma membrane
Cellular component (GO): membrane
Molecular function (GO): protein binding; calcium channel activity
Source: RefSeq, a predicted model, not a curated record